This is a messenger RNA of Jaculus jaculus (lesser Egyptian jerboa), 1198 nucleotides long. It is a transcript of the gene Upk3b, whose product is annotated as uroplakin 3B. NCBI's taxonomy places the organism in Eukaryota, Metazoa, Chordata, Mammalia, Rodentia, Dipodidae. The record is from RefSeq and is a predicted model, not a curated record. The transcript is spliced from 6 exons. Bases 28 to 858 code for a protein of 276 amino acids.
CUUCCUAACCGGUGCUUGCUGACUGUCAUGGGGCUUGCCCAGUGGCAGCCUCACCCCAGGCUGCUGCUGGUCCUCAUGGUGUUAAGGUGGCUGCCACCCAGCUUGAGUCUAGAGUUGAUCCCUUACACGCCGCAGAUAACAGCCGGGACCCUGGAAGGAAAGGUCACAGCCUCCACCUUCUCCUUGGAGCAGCCCCGCUGUGUCUUUGAUGGGUAUGCCUCGGCCAAUGAAACCAUCUGGCUGGUGGUGGCAUUCAGCAAUGCCUCCAGGGACUUCCAGAACCCACCAACCGUGGCUAAGAUCCCAGCCUCCCCACAGCUCCUGACUGAUGGCCACUAUAUGACGUUGCCUUUGUUCCUGGACCAGCUGCCCUGUGAGGAGCCGAAGGGUGGCGGCGGGGACGUGCCCGUGCUGCGCGUGGGCAAUGACUUCGGCUGUCGCCAGCAGCCCUACUGCAACGCCCCCCUCCCGGACCCCGGUCCCUACCGCGUGAAGUUCCUCCUGAUGGACGUCAGCGGCUCUCCCAAGGCCGAGACCAAGUGGUCAGACCCCAUCGCUCUUCACCAAGGGAAGGCACCAAGCUCCAUUGACACGUGGCCUGGGCGGCGGAGCGGCUGCAUGAUCGUCAUCGCGUCCAUCCUCCCCUCCCUGGCUGGUCUCCUGCUGCUGGCUUUCCUGGCAGCCUCCACGAUGCACUUCUCUAGCCUGUGGUGGCCGGAGGAAGCCCCCGAGCAGCUCCGAAUCGGCUCCUUCAGGGGAAAGCGCUAUAUGACCCACCAUAUCCCACCCAGCGAAGCGGCCACGCUGCCCGUGGGCUGUGAGCCGGGCCUGGAUCCCCUUCCCAGCCUCAGUCCCUAGCCGGGGGGCGCUCCCGGCCCCCCGCAUCUCCAGCAGCAGCCCCGCAGCCACCGCCCCCGUCCCGCCGCACCUGCCUGGCGGGCUCCCGGCUCUCUGCCGCCCUCCUCAGGCGGGUGUCUGUAAGUGCACCUGGGAGAGGAUGCGGGGGGGGGGGGGCAAGCCAACUGUGGGAAGCCAGUACCCCCAGAUCUCAAGGGAGCGCCUGUCAGCAGUCUCAAGGACCCCUCCCCGGAGUUCUGCAAACAGGAAGCAAUUUUGCAGAGUGGGGAGAGCGUCCCAGCUGCCCCGCUGCCUGUGCAAGUGAUGCGUGCAGGGAGCGCUUCCUCCCCAAGAGUGCGCA